This is a messenger RNA of Purpureocillium takamizusanense, 2464 nucleotides long. It is a transcript of the gene RDS2, whose product is annotated as Transcription factor. The transcript is spliced from 7 exons. Lineage: Eukaryota; Fungi; Ascomycota; Sordariomycetes; Hypocreales; Ophiocordycipitaceae. The record is from RefSeq and is a predicted model, not a curated record. Gene Ontology annotation, cellular component: nucleus. Gene Ontology annotation, molecular function: zinc ion binding; DNA-binding transcription factor activity, RNA polymerase II-specific; RNA polymerase II transcription regulatory region sequence-specific DNA binding. The coding region runs from base 676 to 2262 and encodes 528 amino acids. Gene Ontology annotation, biological process: regulation of DNA-templated transcription.
AAAACUCCAAGAGCCAGCUCCUCCCCGUCCCAGCCUCAUCCUCACGCCGAGUCAGCCCUCCGAUUUCCCUCACUCACUGACUGGCCGCCGGACCUUGUUUGCGCACCGUCCCCCUCCAACUCGCUGCAGGCGGCGCCUUCACGCUGUCCGACGACUUCUGCAACCUCCCGGCCCCCCCCCCCAGUCGCAACCACGAGCUGUGCGCCGGCAGCGAUCCCCACAAUCCGGCAACCGGAAUUGACGACAGCGAAAACGCCGCCGAGCCGCGCCCCUCGCUACUUCGUACAUCUGGGGCACAACGCGCGCACGCGCGCAUAUACUACACGCACGCAUUGGCCCCGAAGACCCAGAUCUUCGCCAUGCGCCAUUAUCCGUAGUCACGGAUCGAAAAGCGCCCAUCCAGGAACGAACACGGGAGCGAAGCAGGGCUUGGCGCGACGUCGCCGCCAGAGUGGACGGACGAGGAAAACGCCGCAGGCCCGGCAAAACGCUCAACUACCCGCACGACACCGAGCGCCGCCUCAGUUUUCCCUCGUUUGCAAAACGCCUCCGAAAUACAGAAGCAGAACUGGCACUGGACGGGCCAGAUCCGAUGGGAGCACAGCGCUGGACGUGAGCGAGUGAACAACGCAAUCAUCGGCCGCGCUGCGCUACACUGCGCGCCACGCUACUGCCAUGGACAAGGAGGGCGCCGGCGCCGGCGCCGGAGGGAAGGUUGUCGCCGACCGUGUAAGGCCGGACAAGACGGCUGCAACAGAGGGCAACCAUGUUCACGACCAUGGCGGCAAAGAUGGCGCAAAGACGGGCAUCGAGGGCGCCGCCGGCCAGGCGCACUCCGGCAAGAGCCCCAAGAAGAGGCGCAAGGUCAAUCAUGCUUGCGUUUAUUGCCGACGAUCUCAUAUGACUUGCGAUCUUGAGCGACCAUGCACGCGAUGCCUCAAACGGAACAUUGGCCAUCUCUGCCAUGACGAGCCCCGUGAAGGCGAUGCCAAGAAGCUCAAGAACGGCAAGCCCGUGACCAGCGCCGCACCCGCCGACGACUCAGACACUCAGACGCCUUCAGACGUAGCCCGAGCCUCUGUAUCCAGCACCAUGGGCCCGCCCCCCUCGUUCGACGGCACGAGGCAGCGAUCCUCGAGCGGGUUCAGCGCCAGUGGUGUGAUCAGCCAGGGAGACCCGUUGUCACUUGUGCAACAGGGCGGCGGGACGAGUAUGCAAGGAAACGGGUUGAACAGCAGAGCGACUGGUAACGCGAAUCAAUUUGCUGGUUUCUCAGACGCGUGGUUGACGGCCCAAAACUUCAAUGAGAUGAGCAGCUACAACCCCAACUACAUGAUCGGGCCUCACGUCACGCACGAGUUCAACCUCCUGAACGACUUCCUUCACAGCGGACUUUUGGAUGACAGCGGGGCCUUGGCGCCAGACGAGACACCGCAAAACAACGCCUUCACUAGAACAGCAAACCAGACGGAGAUGUUACCCGAGUACGGCAACAGAACAGGUCCCCCGGCCAGCAAUACAGGGUCCAACGCUGGUUCGAUGCCGCCGCCGCCAAACGUUGACGGGAAGAGCGGAGCUAGAACGGCGACAGACAAGACGCGCGAGUACUACCUUCAAGCUGCUGAUCCGUCUGGAAAUGAUAAUGCCGAGGAGAGAAUGGCCCGUGUGCUCAGGGCCAAGUACGACGCAGGGUUGCUGAAGCCGUUUAAUUACAUCAACGGCUACGCUCGCCUAGGAAAGUAUCUGGAUGGCCAUAUCGCACCCUCGUCCAAGCAGAAGAUUUUGCGGACGAUCAAUCAGUUCCGACCCAAGUUCCGGGAGAAGGCACAGGGCCUCACGGACAUGCAACUCGUAUACGUUGAGAUGUGGUUCGAAAAGCAGUUGAUGGACUAUGACCGCGUCUUCGCCAGCAUGGCGGUGCCGGCAUGUUGCUGGCGGAGAACGGGAGAGAUUUUCAGGGGCAACAAGGAGAUGGCGGAGCUGAUCAACGUCCCCGUGGACCAGCUACGAGACGGGAAAAUCGCUUUGCAUGAGAUUCUGACUGAAGAGUCCAUGGUCCGCUACUGGGAAGAAUUCGGGACAGUUGCGUUUGAUCCAGCUCACGAGACGCUUUUGACUGCCUGCUCCCUGAAGAACCCCAGCGAUACUUCGGACCACCCGAUAGUCAAGUGCUGUUUCUCGUUCACGAUUCGCCGAGAUGAACAUAAACUACCGGCGCUGAUUGUGGGCAACUUCUUGCCGCACGACCCGCCCCCCAACUAGUUCUUUGGUCUUUUUUUGGUUGCAUUCGGUGAUGGAAAAGGCAUAUGCGGUGGGUUGGGCAUGGAGGGCGCAUGGUCUGGGGGAGUCCGGGAUCGGUCAAGUCCAUUAUUGUGUUUAUCGUAUAUGAAUGCCAACGCACAUGCGCGAUUGAGUCACUGCAGUUCCUGGGUACUUGUAUAUGCCCCUGAUACUCCCUUAGCCG